Acinonyx jubatus (cheetah) is the source of this 1773-nucleotide messenger RNA. RefSeq names its product layilin (gene LAYN). NCBI's taxonomy places the organism in Eukaryota, Metazoa, Chordata, Mammalia, Carnivora, Felidae. The transcript is spliced from 8 exons. The coding region runs from base 268 to 1410 and encodes 380 amino acids. Gene Ontology annotation, molecular function: hyaluronic acid binding. The record is from RefSeq and is a predicted model, not a curated record.
GCUCGCUCCUCUCCGGCCAGCCGGGUCUUUGGCACUGAGCUCUCCGGAGGAGGCCGUCGGGGGGCGGGCUCGGUGACGUCCCAAGGGGCGGGGGGCGGUGCGCUGGCUCCGCGCCCUCCCCGCCUCCUUCGGGUGCCGGCUCCGUGGGUCCUCGGGAGAUGCUGCCGCCGCCGCCGCCGCCUUUGCGGUUUCCGUGCACGCAGCUGCGGGUCCCUCCGCUCCACCGCCGAGGCGCCGCGGCGAACGAGGGCGCACCCGAGCCGAGCCAUGCAGCCGGGAGCCGCGCUGCAAGCCAUGCUGUUGGCCGCGCUGCUGGCGGGGCCCCGGGGCGCCACCGGUCGCCUGCUAAGCGCCUCGGACUUGGACCUCAGAGGAGGGCAGCCGGUCUGCCGGGGAGGGACACAGAAGCCUUGCUAUAAAGUCAUUUACUUCCACGACGCUUCUCGAAGACUGAACUUUGAGGAAGCCAAGGCAGCCUGCAGGAGGGAUGGAGGCCAGCUGGUGAGCAUCGAGUCUGAGGAUGAGCAGAGACUGAUAGAAAAGUUCAUUGAAAACCUCCUGGCGUCUGACGGCGAUUUCUGGAUCGGGCUCAGGAGGCGUGAGGAGAAACAGAGCAAUGGCACAGCCUGCCAGGACCUUUAUGCUUGGACCGAUGGCAGCACGUCAACAUUCAGGAACUGGUACGUGGAUGAGCCUUCUUGCGGCAGCGAGGUCUGCGUGGUCAUGUACCAUCAGCCAUCGGCACCUGCUGGCAUCGGGGGCCGCUACAUGUUCCAGUGGAAUGACGACCAAUGCAACAUGAAGAACAAUUUCAUUUGCAAAUAUUCUGAUGAGAAGCCAACAGCUCCUUCUACAAAGCCUGGAGGUGAAGGAACAGAGCCAGCAACACCCAUGCUUCCAGAAGACACAGGGAAAGAAGAUGCCAGAGAGACUUUUAAAGGAAACAAAGAAGCUGCCUUAAAUCUUGCUUACAUUCUAAUCCCCAGCAUCGUCCUUCUCCUUGUGGUCAUCACAGUUGUGUGUUGGGUUUGGAUCUAUAGAAGGAGGAAAGGGGAGCAGCCAGGCCCCAGCACGAAGGAGCAGCACACCAUCUGGCCCUCUCCUCAUGCGGGGAACAGCCCAGACCUAGAGGUUUACAACAUCAUUCGAAAACAAAGUGAAGCCGAUUUGGCUGAGACCCGGCCAGACCUGAAGAACAUUUCAUUCCGAGUGUGUUCGGGAGAAGCCACUCCCGAUGACCUGUCUUGUGACUAUGACAACAUGGCCGUGAACCCAUCCGAAAGUGGAUUCGUGACUCUGGCGAGCGUGGAGAGUGGCUUUGUGACCAAUGACAUUUACGAGUUCUCCUCAGACCGAACGGGGAGGAGCAAGGAGUCUGGAUGGGUGGAAAAUGAAAUAUAUGGUUAUUAGGGCACAUGAAAAACACUUGAACAAAUGGAAAUGGGAACGAAAAGAGGAGCAAAACUCUCCUAUUUUCUGUGAGGAAAAGAGAAUGUGUAUGAAAAUGCUCAGUUCGGGUCUUGGGGGUAAGCAUGUGACCCCCGGUUAGCCCCUGUUGGAUCCCCAAGUUUGGCCAAAUCCCCAACCCCAGCUCCUCACCCAGAUCAGCCUUAUGAGAAAGCACCUUGCCCACGGUCAGGCACAUAGUAGAAAAGAAAUGUCAAUCGACUGGUUCUAUCUGACUUUCAAGGGAGAGUGACUUCCCUGGCAGGGAUAAGUUUGAGGCUGUGGGACUUGGGAAAGCCAUCUCUGGGUUCUGGUUUUCUCGCUCUG